Spinacia oleracea (spinach) is the source of this 1265-nucleotide messenger RNA. RefSeq lists its product as uncharacterized. The record is from RefSeq and is a predicted model, not a curated record. The coding region runs from base 76 to 1224 and encodes 382 amino acids. Lineage: Eukaryota; Viridiplantae; Streptophyta; Magnoliopsida; Caryophyllales; Amaranthaceae. The transcript is spliced from 9 exons.
AAACGGUGAAAAGUUUAAAAGGUUAGACCCAUUUAUUAGCUUAACUCCACAAAACCCUGAACCCUUUCUGAGUUCAUGGGCGAUUCCACAGCAACAUCGCCAUGGCUACCCACCACCUUCAUUGUUGCAGCCAUUACUGCUUAUUUUAUACUGGGAAAGAAAUGGAGAGCCAUUGAAUCAAAGGUUCGAGAUUUAGAGACCUCUCUUAAAUCUUCUCUUGAUAAAUGUGCUGCUGAACGACAGGGCCGCAUUAGAGCUCAACAGGAAUUGAGAAAGGCAUUGCUGCAACCAAACACAGAUAAUCUGGAGCCAACAUCUUAUCCCAUGAUUCCAAUUGGUACGGUCCAAUCUUGCUUCUCGACCAGGAAUGGUACGCCCAGACAACCUUUGUUGGUGCCACUUGCUAGAGCAUGUCUGAUGUUUGAUCCAACGAGGGUUCCUCCGGCAUCGUUGGAAGGUCUUGAAGAGUAUUCUCAUAUUUGGAUUAUAUACGUAUUCCAUUUAAACACUGAUUUGGAUAAGUUAUGGUUAGAACCUUCCAGAUCGAAGAUCAAGGCCAAGGUGAGGGUGCCACGGCUGAAAGGAGGCAAAAAAGGAGUAUAUGCAACAAGAACCCCCCAUCGUCCCAGUCCUAUUGGUCUAACUGUUGCUAAGAUUGAGGCUGUUCAAGGGCACAUGAUUUUACUUUCUGGUGUGGAUUUGGUUGAUGGAACACCGGUACUGGAUGUGAAGCCUUAUCUUCCAUAUUGUGACAGUAUCCAAGAGUCAAUGGUGCCAGAAUGGGUUAAGGAGGACAGCUUAUUAGCCGUGGCUUCUGUCAUUUUCUCAGACGGCUUCCACUCUCUUCUUGCAUAUUGUUGGGAUUCAGUGGAGAGAACUAGUUUGUAUUCAUCACCCAGUGAGAUGAAGAAAUUGAUCGAGCAGGUUCUUUCAUGGGACAUACGCUCAUCAUCACAGAGACAUCGACCUCAUAAAUCCCUACCAACAGCUAAUAUUUCCUCGUGUGGAGAAGACUGUGAAGGUGAAGAAAGCUUUAAUCCUGUAAGCGAAAAAUGUGAUCCUACUCUUAUUGUUUAUCAUCUUAUUUUAGAAGACUUAGACAUAUCUUAUAUGAUAGACUAUAAUGGCAAUGUUCUUGUAGACAGCGUAGCGCCUGUAUCCCGUGUUCCUAAAAGUAAUCAGAACAGAUCCAAUUACACAGCAUGGAAACACAAACUUGGAUAAUUAACUCAUUCUAAUGAUCAAUCAUGCUUUUCAAUCUAAAA